Messenger RNA from Drechmeria coniospora, 1428 nucleotides. RefSeq lists its product as uncharacterized. The record is from RefSeq and is a predicted model, not a curated record. The transcript has a single exon. NCBI's taxonomy places the organism in Eukaryota, Fungi, Ascomycota, Sordariomycetes, Hypocreales, Ophiocordycipitaceae. The coding region runs from base 1 to 1428 and encodes 475 amino acids.
AUGCCUCGAGCUUCGAGAACGCGGCCGGCGGCGGCGGCGGCACCUGCUUUCGGCCACCAAUCUAUCGGCUCCUUCACACGCAUCUCAAAGUACAGCACCAUCGUCAAAUCGGUCGAACCUGACACCGACAGGGUGACCCGCAAGAGGAAAGCCUCCUCCUCGGUCGAAGAGCCGGUCGAUACGGCCGUCGGCGGCGAGGAACCGUCCAAAAAGGCUACGGCCACUCCCUCCAAGCGUGCCUGCCGACGAGCCCAAUCACCGAAACGGUCUGCCGUGCAGAGACCGGCGAAGACGUCCGUCAAUGGCAAGCGAUCGGCCCAGGCGACGCUCUCACAGGCCGUUACGAACCGCGAGCAGAGCGCAUCGAACCCGCAGGAGAGGGCCGCUCGGCCGGAACCCAACGUCGGACGGAAGCGGACCAACGAGUGCGAUGCCAGUCCCCCGAACCCCCUCCCGCCACACCUGGAAGACCUCGUCCGUUUGAACAAGGCUUUGCUCAAGACCGUGGCCGUCCACCUCGCACACUGCGGCAGCCAUGUGCCCAUCAGCAUCGGCGCCAUCACGCCCAAUCUUUCGCGCACUUGGGGGAAGCGACAGGUCACGGUCGACGACUUUCGCCGCUGCAUCGCCGUACAAGCAUACGCAAAGGACGAGCCUGCGUGCCCUCUCGUCAUUUCCGACUACGGCCGCGGCCAAAUCUGCGUCGAGCUGGCACCCGACGGCCAUGACCAUCUCAUCAACGAGGAUCGGCUCCAGGCGCAGUUCGAGAGGAACCUCCGCGCGCUCUGCGCCGAAAAGUCCGACGACGAAAUGGCCGACGUUGACGUUCCCUUUGACGGCUUGACCCUCGCCGACCUUCCCCACGCCGCCAUCAACGACAGGGCCGUCGGUGUCAGGCUGAACCCUUUGCUCUCCAAGGGUCGCCGUGAUCUUGCCCAUCUCAAGAGCGGCAUCCUCGUCAGGCAGCAGGAAAGUCGGGCCAAGCAGCAGACGCCCGCACCGGGCCCGACCCCUCUCAACCCCGACGGCACCAAGAUGAGUCUGCUCGAUCGCCUGCGCCUGAAGCAGCUGAGCCGGGCGAACCAACCCCUCGGUCCGUCGGGGCCCGAACUUGAACGCCGAGCCGCGCUCAACCGUGUGCCGGACGUGGCCGCCACCGUCUCCAUGCUCAGCCUGUCGAACCCGCUCUCGCUGCCGCGACAAGCCUUCACCAUGUCCGCCAUCGCCGAGAGGCUCCGGGACUCGCUGCGAACACCCAUAUCCAAGGAGGAGGCCGUGGCGUGCGUCCGGCUCAUCGCCACCGAGGUCGCACCCGAGUGGCUGCGCAUCGUCACCAUUGGGGGAAGGGACAACAUGGUCGUCCAGCGGAACGGUCAGCCCGUCGACAGGGUCAUUCAGGAACGGGUGCAGAAGCUGCUGGUGGCGUGA